AUGACCACGUCGUCUCCGGAGGUCGGCGAGGCACUCGCUGAGGCUUUGAAAAAAGGGGAGGAAGCUGGGGGAAGUAAGGAAGAUGCGGUGAAAGCGGCGUUGGAAUGUCCCUGCGUGCAGGGUCUGAAGGAAUCGUCUUGUGGGGAAGGGUUCCGCAACGCGCUGACGUGCUUUAUCACCGCUCCAGAAGAGGAGCGAGGAUCGGCGUGCGCGGAGCAGUUCGUCGAGCUUCACCAGUGCAUGGUGAAGCACGCGGCUGAGUUCGAGGAGUUCACCAAGGAACUGGUCGAAAACGAGGCCAAGGAGGGCUACUUACCAGCCUCCACGGAUUGA
This is a messenger RNA of Micromonas commoda, 333 nucleotides long. Its product is annotated as mitochondrial protein translocase family. Bases 1 to 333 code for a protein of 110 amino acids. Gene Ontology annotation, cellular component: mitochondrial intermembrane space. Gene Ontology annotation, molecular function: protein-disulfide reductase activity. Gene Ontology annotation, biological process: protein import into mitochondrial intermembrane space. NCBI's taxonomy places the organism in Eukaryota, Viridiplantae, Chlorophyta, Mamiellophyceae, Mamiellales, Mamiellaceae. The transcript has a single exon. The record is from RefSeq and is a predicted model, not a curated record.